UGGCCGCUGCCGCCGAGCCCCCGGCCGUCUUCCCGCUCCCGUCCCACCCCGCACCCUGCCUGGGGGUCCUGCUGGGGUGGGGUUCCGGCGGGGCGACCGCCCGGCCGCGCCGCUGUCGUGGCCGUCCCGCGGCCAGUAGUUCCUCCGCCCCAGCCAGCCUGUGGCCGCCGGAUCCUUCGCGGCGUGGAGCGCGGGGGGCCCCAGCAGCUCCCGAUCCAGCGUCCGGGGAGGCCCCCGGUGGCCGGCGCGACGUUCCAAAAUCGAACCUUGGUGGCGGCGUUCGGAAGCGGAACUCUGCUGGGGCCGCGCCGGCUACAUUGUUUCCUCCCCCCUAUUCCCUCCCGCCCCCUUUCCCCACGCCUUUCUUCCCUCCCCGACCCCCGGCCGCGCGGCUGGACCCCUGCCUCCGACAGGCCACCCCUUCUUCCUCUCUCUUCGCACCUAUACCUCUUUGUACCGCACGCCCCGGGGACCCCUGCUCCCCUCCCCUCUCUCCUGGCCGCACGGACCGUCCCGCAGGCCGCUGAUGCUGCCCGCAGCGAGCUGGCUCGGCCCACAGUUUCCCGAGAGAGCUCUCAUGGUACCAAGUGACAGGUCAGCCUUCCUGUGACACGGGGACGCUAGACUUCUGAGAAGAUGUCAGCAAUACAGCCUGUCCUGCAGGCCACCUGGCCAUCCGGUACAGAGUGCAUUGCCAAGUACAACUUCCACGGCACAGCGGAGCAGGACCUUCCCUUCUGCAAGGGGGAUGUGCUCACCAUUGUGGCCGUCACCAAGGACCCCAACUGGUACAAAGCCAAGAACAAGGUGGGCCGUGAGGGCAUCAUCCCAGCCAACUAUGUCCAAAAACGGGAGGGCGUGAAAGCAGGCACCAAACUUAGCCUCAUGCCCUGGUUCCAUGGCAAGAUCACACGGGAGCAGGCAGAACGGCUUCUGUGCCCGCCAGAGACGGGCUUGUUCCUGGUGCGGGAGAGCACCAACUACCCAGGUGACUACACGCUGUGUGUGAGCUGCGACGGCAAGGUGGAGCACUACCGCAUCAUGUACCACGCCAGCAAGCUCAGCAUCGACGAGGAGGUGUACUUCGAGAACCUCAUGCAGCUGGUGGAGCACUACACCUCCGACGCAGAUGGACUCUGCACACGGCUCAUCAAGCCAAAGGUCAUGGAGGGCACAGUGGCAGCCCAGGAUGAGUUUUUCCGCAGUGGCUGGGCACUGAAUAUGAAGGACCUGAAGCUGCUGCAGACCAUUGGGAAGGGGGAGUUUGGAGAUGUGAUGCUAGGCGACUACCGAGGGAACAAAGUCGCCGUCAAGUGUAUUAAGAACGAUGCCACUGCCCAGGCCUUCCUGGCUGAGGCUUCGGUCAUGACGCAACUUCGGCAUAGCAACCUGGUACAGCUGCUGGGUGUGAUCCUGGAAGAGAAGGGCGGGCUCUACAUUGUCACGGAGUAUAUGGCCAAGGGGAGCCUGGUGGACUAUCUUCGAUCACGGGGUCGGUCGGUGCUGGGCGGAGACUGUCUCCUCAAGUUCUCACUAGACGUCUGCGAGGCUAUGGAAUACCUGGAGGGCAACAACUUUGUGCACCGGGACCUGGCUGCCCGAAAUGUGCUGGUGUCUGAGGACAACGUGGCCAAGGUCAGCGACUUUGGCCUCACCAAGGAGGCCUCCAGCACCCAGGACACAGGCAAGCUGCCAGUCAAGUGGACAGCCCCCGAGGCCCUGAGAGAGAAGAAAUUCUCCACCAAGUCUGACGUAUGGAGUUUUGGAAUUCUUCUCUGGGAAAUCUACUCCUUUGGGCGAGUGCCUUAUCCAAGAAUUCCCCUGAAGGAUGUCGUCCCCCGGGUGGAGAAGGGCUACAAGAUGGACGCCCCCGACGGCUGCCCGCCCGCCGUCUAUGAGGUGAUGAAGAACUGCUGGCAGUUGGAUGCCGCUUCAAGGCCCUCCUUCUUGCAGCUGCGGGAGCAGCUCCAGCACAUCAAAGCCCGAGAGCUGCACCUGUGAUGGCCAAGCACCCAGGGCGUGGGCCUUGGGGCCGAACUUGGAGAGACGGGCCUUGAGCCCCCACUCAGUGGGCCCUGGCCUGAACUGAGCCCAGUGGGCCUCUUUCCUCUGUCCCAGCCUGUGCCUCCUCCGGUCCAUCUGGGGACCCCGCCUAGGCCUGGCAGCUUCUCUCAUGGACCCACCUGUGGGGCUGGGGGAGCCCCACUGAAAGGCCAAGAAGCGAGGAGGCUGAGGAGCCGGAGGCAGACACCCCCACCAUGGCCGGGCUUCCCUUGGCCUCCUAUCUCUCACUUUCCUAGAGUUUUAUUCCUUUCCUUUUUUGAGGGUUUUUUCCCCAUGUGCUUAUUUUUUAUUAUUUUUCAAGAUAAGAAGAAAGUACCCAGAAAAUGGGCAUUUUACAAGAAGUACGAAUCUUAUUUUUCCUGUCCUCCCCAUGAGGGUUGGGGAAACCAGGCCCCUCUCCAGGGACCCUUUGCCCAGCCUCAUUCCCCGUUCCGUGUUCCGUGUCCCGUGUCUCCUCGGUCGCCCCGUGUUUGCGCUUGACCACGUUGCACUGUUUGCAUGCGCCCGAGGCAGAUGUCUGUCAGGGGCUUGGAGCUCGUGUGUGCUGCCGCCACCUGCCUUGUGAGAUGGAAUCAUAAUAAACCACUCCAUGAGGACACCGC
Messenger RNA from Phyllostomus discolor (pale spear-nosed bat), 2666 nucleotides. RefSeq names its product C-terminal Src kinase (gene CSK). Bases 637 to 2001 code for a protein of 454 amino acids. Lineage: Eukaryota; Metazoa; Chordata; Mammalia; Chiroptera; Phyllostomidae. Gene Ontology annotation, biological process: regulation of Fc receptor mediated stimulatory signaling pathway; protein phosphorylation; adherens junction organization. The record is from RefSeq and is a predicted model, not a curated record. Gene Ontology annotation, molecular function: protein binding; protein tyrosine kinase activity; ATP binding. The transcript has 13 exons.